AUGGCUUCACCAUUUGGAUGGUACGGUCCUCUCAUAGAUCUCUGCAAUGCCUCUCAUCACAUACGAGAAUUCGUUCAACUUCUCGUUUUCGUUCACCGUUCCUUCCCCAUUCAGUACAAAUCACCCAAAUCUGGAAAAGACCUAACGCGAAUCGACAUUCUAGUCGGGGAUGAUACGACGCCGUAUUUUGGAGUGUCUCUUUUGCAGAGUCAAAUGGGGUCAAUGGUUUCGGCUGGAGAUGUCGCUUUGUUACAGAAUUUCAUGAUUACUAAAUAUGGGGGUGUGGUUGAAGCCAAAACCGUUCAGUGGUCUUCACUGUUUUGCUUGGGCCAUUCUUUCCACUCACUUAUUUCAAAGGAUGUUGAAGAGAUGAUAGCAGGUUGUCGAAUUGGGACAGCAACAAAGGAUAAGUUAAGUAGGGUAAUAAAGUGGGUGCGGCAGUCUCGGACCACUAUCUGCAACAUCAAGUUGCAGUCUACUCAAAAAAUAGAGUACCUGCCUAGAAACUGGACAGUUCUUGAUGAGAGAGUGCCUAAGGACUGCUGUUCACUUAUUGAAGUCUCUCAGCUAACAACAUCGUGCAAGACUAUCGUCCUAGCAUCGAUUUGUGAAAUUGUUCCAUUACGUAACGCCAAGACUUCAGUUGAUACUGUGAAAGAGAAGAUUUCCCUUAGUAGGAGAGUUUGCAAAGCUGAGGAUAAUAACUUGGUGGAAGAUCUCUUAUGCACUGGCUGCCAGCUAUGCGGUUCACCCUUAGGUUCAGAGUCUGAGCAAAAUGCUUUUCCACUAGUUUGUUCGAAAAGUUCAAGCCGCCUUCAUGCAGUAUGCUCGAUAUAUAGGCCUUUCUUGCUAUAUGUGUGGGAUGAGUCGUAUUUCAUGCCAGUUCUGGUCAAGAACAAGGCUGCAGAAAUCUUAUUUGGAAACAUGAAGGCUGAAUAUGUCUAUUCGAGUUUUAGAGAGCAAAAGCUUAAUAAAAAUCCGGAUCCAAAAAAUAUUUCCAAGGAAAAAGAUGCCGAUGAAAGACUUUCUAAUAACCCGAGACUUUCUCGAGAAGGACUUCCCUGUGCCAGUUCAUUAGAGGAGGGUAAGAGCUUGCAAUGGGAGGAAAAGCAUCUUGGUACUAAACCAUUCAACUUCUAUCAUGUCUGGUUAAUUAUUUUAAAAUUAUUGCUGAAACAAGGAAAGAACAGUCCUCUAAAACUUGAGAUCCUUGUUGAGCCCAACAUAGACGUUGAAAAUGGAAAAUUUGAAAUGGUUUCUGCAACAUUGCCCUGUUUUGGCACCAAGUGA
Lathyrus sativus (Indian pea) is the source of this 1290-nucleotide messenger RNA. The record is from the annotation of a GenBank genome assembly. NCBI's taxonomy places the organism in Eukaryota, Viridiplantae, Streptophyta, Magnoliopsida, Fabales, Fabaceae.